This is a messenger RNA of Scedosporium apiospermum, 1518 nucleotides long. RefSeq names its product Developmental regulator flbA. Gene Ontology annotation, biological process: intracellular signal transduction. Lineage: Eukaryota; Fungi; Ascomycota; Sordariomycetes; Microascales; Microascaceae. The record is from RefSeq and is a predicted model, not a curated record. Bases 1 to 1518 code for a protein of 505 amino acids. The transcript has 3 exons.
AUGCACCAGACAUCGUCGCGUCUCCUCCGCAUGACGGAUGAUGAUCGGCCGUUUACCAAGGAUUUUAAGGAUCUCUUCUCGACCCUGGUCGUCAGUCUUCUUCCACUUAGUGCCCACAGAGUACGGUUAACGAAGGUUGAACAUACCUUCCUCUCCGAAGAUGCCAUCAAUAAUCUCGGCUCUUUGAAGUUCUCGCAGUCCAACCGUAUGCCUGAUCCCAAGGACCCCACAAGAAUCGUCACGACGACGACCACGACCACCUUCUCCAUGGCUAGGGAUAUGGCCAGGGCAAUUUGCCAAAGGUUUCUAGAUGCGAGGUUUAUCGAGUCAGCAGACGGCAGGCUCCAGCAGGUGUAUUCGCCAAAGGGAUCGGUAUGGCAGCUUACUCCUAAGGGAAUCACCAUCCUAGACCGAUUCUGUGCGAGGAACGGCAUCCAGCAGAAGCACGUUCAAGAACUUGUUGGCAACAGUGCGACGCAGUUGGUUAUUCUCGAGAGGAACACCAGCACAGACAAACUCGUCACGGAUAGGGGUACGAUUGAGGUGAUUUUCAGGAGGUUUGUCGGGACCCAGGGCUUCAAUAUCAAACCCAACAUCAGCUCGGCGGAUUCCGACUCCCUAAAUGAGUAUCGUGAUGGUGUCACCGGUGUCAAGAUGGCUAGCGAGCGCAAAGUCAACGGGAAAAUAUUCAAGGACACCUUCACAGGGAAGGCGGCGUGCGACUGGCUCAUGGACUGCUGCACAACGGUAGAUCGCAGGGAGCCCAUUGAGGUCGCAACCCUCUUUGUAGCCUACGACCUCAUCGAGACUAUCGUGCAGGACCGGGCCUACAUGGCGCAGAACCCCAGCGCAACCCAGUUCCAGCCUACAAAGCACGCCAUCUACCAACUAUCCACCAAGGGCAAGGAGGUCAUCAACGGCAGCGGUUCCCGCGGAAGGUCGUCAGAUAGCGAAGCCGUACCGCAGACGCGGAACGUGAUUGCCCGAGACUCGAACACCCAACGCCUUGACAAGAUCCUUAGUGACCCCGCUCUACGACUCUUGUUCCGCGAGAACCUGCGUGAGACGCAUUGCGAGGAGAACCUCUCUUUCUACGUUGACGUGGAGGAGUUCGUAGAAGCCUGCCGUUAUGCCGUACGUGCAGCACAGAAGAACCCAUCGUCCAGUGCCAUGGACGGAGUCAAGGAAAUCAUGGCGCAGGCGUACGGUAUUUACAACGCCUUCCUAGCUCCCGGAUCGCCGUGUGAGCUCAAUAUCGAUCACCAACUGCGAAACAACUUGGCCAUGCGCAUGACUAAGGCGGUGGGUCAGGAUUCUGCCAUGAUCGACACUCUCAAGGAGGUUACAACCCUUUUCGAGGAAGCCCAGAACGCGGUAUUCAAGUUGAUGGCUAGUGACUCCGUACCAAAGUUCCUCCGCAGCCCUAAGUACGAGUCGACGCUCAGGCACUACGAUUUCGAUUCAAUACUCCCGGGGCGAGCACCAGAGCGAAGCCUAAGCCGAUCGAAUCGCAGCUAA